AUGUCUAAUAUGCCUAUAAUCCACGAGGACUCUGGAGAUGAGCGCUCAUCAGAGUCAUCGCCCUUCCAAUCUCCACCCGGCGGAUCCUCUCCUUCACCGUCAGGCCGCAUGCGCUAUCACAUAGCCAACACGCUAAUGGAAUCACCUGAGCGAAUUCAGCCCUCUCGAGUUCGCUUACGAGAGACGAAAUCUUUUCUCGCACCGGCUAACAGACGCCUUUUUGGAGUACCGGGCGCAUCCUCUCUUCCACAGACAGGCACAUCUUGGGUACCGACACCGGCCAUGGAACAUUGGAAAGCACAACUUAUCGAUCGCUCUCCGUCAAUACCAGUCUUUCCUUUUACAAAACGCGGAUUCCGGUUCCACAAAGCACCCCCAUCCUUUCACUUCCACGACCUCGCUGUCUCCCCGGCCCUAUCCUUCAACAUCCGCUUCCUGUGCCAGAAUAACGAGUAUUCCGAAGUUGAUUUCGGUCUUGCUGCGCUCCAAGUGCUUCUUGUGCAGCUCACUGAAACCGACGACUUUGUAAUCGGACUUGGACGUAUAUUGGGUGCGAGGCGGGAUAUAAUGCCCGUCCGGUUCAAAUGCGAUCCCGCGCAUACGUCACAACAACUUCUCGAACAGACGGUGGAGACAAUGCAGGACACGAAAAUAUAUCUUUAUGAGCCUUUAAAGGUGCUUCUAGCUGAGUUAGGGGCCUCUACAGAAACGCCGUUGCACCAAGUUACUUUCAACUGGCUUUUAAGUGGUCAACCGGCGGAGGGUAGUACGGACAUGUACUUUCAACAUGCGCAAGAUCUUGUCUUGCUUGUGAAGGAAGAUGAUGAUCGCAAUCUAGUCGUUUCUGUGGGCUUGGAUCAAACCACGUACGACGAGGAGUUUGCGAAAGUCGUUGCGGAGCUCUAUGUAAGCGCUAUGGAGGAGGUGGUUGCCGAUAGCGAUACCAGUAUCUCUGAAAUGGACCUUCUUGACCCGGAAGAGCGUCAGUCGAGUAUGAUGCCUGGGGCAGGGCCCGUUGUUGAGUCAUCAUCUAAUGGCGUUGUUCAGAAAUUGCAAGAAGUCGCUGCGAGGAUUCCUGAUCAUAUCGCUGCGAAGGAUCAGCAUGGACAGGAACUCCUUACCUAUGAACAACUUGUACGACGUGCCGUAGCUAUUUCGUCGGAUCUGUUGAGCUACGGAAUUGUCAGGGGUACUGCAGUGUGCGUACUAGGCCCGCCUACUCUCGACCUACUGUGUAGCAUCAUUGCGAUAUGGUGUGCCGGCUGCAUCUACGUCCCCAUUGAUAAUUUAGCUUCUUUGGAAGACAGCUAUGCUAUCGCCAAACAUUUCGAAACAGAAUUUUGUGUGGUCAGCAGACCGGAAUUGAUACCGUACGCCUGUCUGCUUGGUUUGAACGAUGCUUUCUACUGUGGCGAUAUGGAAUUCAAUAACGACUUCGAGAAGAUUGAUAAAUCGUUGCCUAGCGACCUUGCGGCCGCACUACAUGUCCCAAUGUCAGGCACUACAUCAAGAUCUGUCUUAUUGUCGCAUGGGAAUAUAGAGACACUGAUUACUUCCAUUGCAUAUAACUUCGAUGAAGAGAACCAGGUGGUACUCCAGCAUAGCAACUGGACAUCUGAAUUGGCACUCUUCCAGAUUCUUUUUGCUCUUACAUCUGGAAGCACACUUGUUCUAGCUACAAGGCUAGAAGAGGCGGACGUCCCGAAAGUCAUGGCCCAAGAAAAGGUUACUGUCACUGUGGCCACACCUUCGGAAUACUCUGCAUGGUUCCGACAGCCGCUCAACAUGCUCAGAGAAUGCAAUUCCUGGAAGUUCGCAAUCAUCAGCGGAGAGAACGUGUCCUCGAGCGUGGUUCGCCACUUCGCCGCUCUGGGGAACAACAAUCUGGAGCUUAUCAACAUGUAUGGUGCAACGGAAACUUCUGUUGCUUGCUGCAUGGGUUCCGUCGACUAUAAUGAAUACGUGGAUGAUACAGACGGCAAGUUGAUCCCGGUUGGACGGGCCCUCCCGAACUAUCAAAUUUGGGUAGCCGAUUCUCUUGGCCGAGCACUCCCUCCAGGAUGGACUGGAGAUAUCUGGGUCACAGGUUCGGGCGUCAUCGGUGACUACCCUGCUUCCGAGGCCGACAACCAUAGAAUCCAGCUUCAUCCGGAUACUGAAAUGAGAUGUUUCUGGACCGGCGAUCGAGGCUUUUUGAACGAUUACGAAGAAGGUGUGCUUUUUGUCAUCUUUCGGCAGUCAUUUGAGUCAGCAACGUACGUAAAAGGCCACUACGUUCAGCUAGGGGACAUCUCACGAGCCAUUGUCGACAAGUCAAUGGGCAGAGUAGCGGAGGCGGCCGUCGUUCUGAGCAAGGGCACCGAGCAAAAAGAGCCGCAACUUCAGGCUUUUAUCAUCAUGUCGGACACACCGGAUGGCGAAUCACAACAGUAUCUCCAGUCCAUGCUUCGGUCUCUUGCUCUUCCAACAUACAUGAGACCCGCGUGUGCAGUGAUGUUAGAAACGAUGCCCCGCACAUUGGUUGGGAAAAUCGACCGUCACGCUUUGAUGGAUAUGGUAGUGCCAGACAAUGAAGUGGUAAUGGUGUAA
This is a messenger RNA of Pyrenophora tritici-repentis Pt-1C-BFP, 2589 nucleotides long. RefSeq names its product hybrid NRPS/PKS enzyme. The record is from RefSeq and is a predicted model, not a curated record. Gene Ontology annotation, molecular function: phosphopantetheine binding. Gene Ontology annotation, cellular component: cytoplasm. Lineage: Eukaryota; Fungi; Ascomycota; Dothideomycetes; Pleosporales; Pleosporaceae. Gene Ontology annotation, biological process: secondary metabolite biosynthetic process; amino acid activation for nonribosomal peptide biosynthetic process.